This is a messenger RNA of Aspergillus welwitschiae, 1386 nucleotides long. RefSeq names its product transmembrane amino acid transporter protein-domain-containing protein. Lineage: Eukaryota; Fungi; Ascomycota; Eurotiomycetes; Eurotiales; Aspergillaceae. Gene Ontology annotation, molecular function: amino acid transmembrane transporter activity. The transcript has 6 exons. Gene Ontology annotation, biological process: amino acid transmembrane transport. The coding region runs from base 1 to 1386 and encodes 461 amino acids. Gene Ontology annotation, cellular component: vacuolar membrane. The record is from RefSeq and is a predicted model, not a curated record.
AUGGCCACCGACAAGAAAGACAUUGAAGACAUAGUGCCGCAGCAACCCGAAUACGUUCAUGAUGAUGUAUUCGGAGAGAUCUCGGAGCAUGGUCCUAACUUUCGCAAUGUCGGGUUCAUAGGAACCGUCAUCCUCAUGAUGAAGACGCAGAUUGGUUUGGGCGUCCUUGCCAUCCCAUCUGCUCUGGAAGUUUUGGGCAUGGUCCCGGGCAUUAUUUGUCUGUUUGCAGUCUACUGUAUCACUACUUGGUCUGCCUAUGUCAUUGGCAUUUUCAAGAUCAACCACCGCGAUGUCUACAGCAUUGACGAUGCCGGUGGACUCAUGUUUGGUCCUUUGGGCCGGUGGACCCUUUCAGCCGCAUUCUGCCUUUAUUACGUUUUCACCAGCGGUUCGGCUAUUCUUGGACUUUCCAUUGGCUUGAACGCCGUGUCUACCCAUGCAACAUGUACGGCAGUCUUCACUGCCGUUGCAGCCAUUGCCGGGUUGUGCUUCUGUAGUAUCCGAACAUUAGGUCGCAUCACUGCGGUUGCAUGGGUGGGCCUACCAUGUAUCCUUACAGCCGUCAUUAUUGUUACUGUCGGAGUCGGUAUAGAGGACCGCCCCGCUGACGCGCCCAAAACGGACGGUCCUUGGGUUUCCGACUGGGUAGCCGUCGGCAACCCCAGUUUUGCUGAUGGAAUUGCAGCUGUAUCUAAUCUGCUAUUUUCCUUUACAGGAAUCCCGGCAUUCUUUUCCAUCGUUUCCGAGAUGCGUGACCCCCACCAAUACACCAAAGCCGUGGUCGCAAGUCAGACCGGAGUCUUCGCCGUAUAUACCAUAAUCGGCGGAGUGGUGUACUAUUACUGCGGUACCUACGUUUCAUCACCAGCCCUUGGUUCAGCCGGUGGUGUUGUAAAGAUCAUCAGCUACGCAUUUGCACUGCCCGGCCUCUUAGCCACACUCACCAUCGUCGCACAUAUCCCCGCAAAAUUCAUAUUCGUCAAUAUCCUCCGCGGCUCGCGCCAUCUCACCAGCAACUCACCCACGCACUGGAUCACCUGGUUGAGCUGUACGUUCGGAAUCAUUCUAAUUGCUUGGAUCAUUGCCAGCACAAUACCCAUCUUUGAUGCCUUGGUUUCUCUCAUCGGGGCUUUACUUGGUCCGCUUAUCUGCAUUCAGCCGAUGGGUGCGAUGUGGCUGUACGAUAACUGGCGGAAGGGGAAAGAUGCGGCGCAUAAGUCGAAACGGUGGAUGUUUAUGGUAGUGUGGAGUGUGCUAAUAAUACUCAUUGGGUCAUUCAUGAUGGUUGCGGGAACUUACGGGUCUGUUGAGUACAUCAUGGCGUCUUAUGCUGAGGAUGGGGGCUCGGCUGCUUUUUCGUGUGCUGAUAAUUCGAAUUCUGUUUGA